Argiope bruennichi is the source of this 288-nucleotide messenger RNA. Its product is annotated as protein D2-like. The transcript has 2 exons. The record is from RefSeq and is a predicted model, not a curated record. Lineage: Eukaryota; Metazoa; Arthropoda; Arachnida; Araneae; Araneidae. Bases 1 to 288 code for a protein of 95 amino acids.
AUGCCAACUCCUCAAAACCCCUCGCUCGCGAGUUAUCGUCACUGGCUGGUUGAAAAUAUUCCUGGAGACUUGGUGAAUUUUGGAGAUAUAGUUACUUGGUACGAACAGCCGGAACCACCAAUGUAUUCGGAUCCUCACCGAUACAUAUUUCUAGUCUACGAACAGCUGACACAACAGAAGGAUAAUCUCGAUAACAACAUGAGAACCAAUUUCAAUCUGGGGAGAUUUGUAAAAGAUCGGGGUCUUUUGGGACCGAUAGCUGGAAAUUUCUUUUAUCUUAAGCAUUAA